Messenger RNA from Heterobasidion irregulare TC 32-1, 633 nucleotides. RefSeq lists its product as uncharacterized. The transcript has 3 exons. Bases 1 to 633 code for a protein of 210 amino acids. Lineage: Eukaryota; Fungi; Basidiomycota; Agaricomycetes; Russulales; Bondarzewiaceae. The record is from RefSeq and is a predicted model, not a curated record.
AUGUUGCCGAUCCAGUUAGAGCGCGGGAAUCCAGCUAAAGCUUGCUCCCUCCCGCCUUCCUUUGAGCAGUCCGUCUUCGCGCGCGAUGGGACGUGCUUCGUCACCGGCGCGGACACGGACGUCGGGAUGUCGUGGAUUUUCCCGCCGCCAUGGGCACAUCAAGUGGUCAAUUGGUCGGAACCAAGCCGUUUCAACUAUGCUUCGUACAUCGACGUCUCGAACGCGGCAGUAAUGCGAAAGGAUCUCAUCGCCCUCUUCCACCACAACGCAUUUGGAAUUGACGUUGAUGAUGAAUAUCGUAUCGUUAUUUUCAGCGAUAUCGGAAACAUCAAACUUCCCACCAAUCUUCCCCGUUCGAAAGGUGACCAGAUCGGCCCAGAAGACCGAUUUUUGAAGGACCACUUCUGUUGGUGCAUUAAAGCGAAUUUGCUUGCAGGCGAUAUCGAUGAUGAUUUUCCUCUUCAUAUCAUCCUUGAUUACAUGAAGUCGUUGGGGCUUGAGGGAGAUGAAGAAGAUGUAGUAGAGCCAGGGGACGAGAGGUGGCAGACUGAACUCGGUCAAGAGAUAUGGGAAGACUACAUGCAGGCAAAGUUAUAUUCCAAGAGAAGUGAGGAAAGCGAGGAAAGCGAGUAA